Arachis stenosperma is the source of this 2652-nucleotide messenger RNA. RefSeq names its product zinc finger BED domain-containing protein RICESLEEPER 2-like. The transcript has 6 exons. The record is from RefSeq and is a predicted model, not a curated record. Gene Ontology annotation, molecular function: DNA binding; protein dimerization activity. Bases 1 to 2652 code for a protein of 883 amino acids. Lineage: Eukaryota; Viridiplantae; Streptophyta; Magnoliopsida; Fabales; Fabaceae.
AUGCGAGUGAAUGUGUAUGUGUGUGUGCAACUAGGGUUGUUUGGAGUGAGGAGUGUCUUUGGGAGUCAUCGCCGUCGCAGGGUCGCCGUCGCUGGGUCGCCGUCACUGCCUCGCUGGGUCGCCGUCGCCGAGGAACAAUCCAUUCACCGAGAAGCAGUCCUGUCACCGAGCAGCAGUCCAGUCGCCAAAAAAGACUCCAGUGGCCGUCGCAGUCCAACUCGAGCGCCGAGCAGCACUCCUGUCACCAAGCCAUCUCCUGCAGAAAGCAACUCCACAAUGUCUUCUUCGGAGCUAUUUAUUGUUGUUGCUGCUGCUGAUAAUUUUAUUUAUACCAAUUCCUAUGAAUCUGAACUUGUUCUAAAGUUGGUGACUGUUAAUGAUGCUUGUUUUGUUGGACUGUUAGAGCUGUUAAUGAUGCUUAUUUUGGUGCCAACAAGCAAUGAGGUGCCCAGUGAGCAGACGCCUGAAGUUGGGGGUGAAAUUGUUGAGUCCGCGGUACGUUCUUCAACGGACAGCGGCGUGCUUACCAAACCCCCGCCCCAUCCUAGAUCAAAGAAGAUGAAGGUUUAUUCAACUAAUGUGGGUGCAAAUCCGGGAGCAACUCCAACAAAUCCAUCUCCAAGCACUGUGGAAACUGAUGAAGAGGAUAGCAAGGAUGAAGCUAAUGAAGGUAACAGAAAACCUUCUAGACCUAGAUCUUGGACUUGGGAACACUUUACAAGGGAUCCUAAGUCCAACCCAUCACAUCCUAGGGCUAAAUGUAAUUGGUGUGGUGCAUCAUAUGCAUGUGACUCUCAUAGAAAUGGUACAACUAAUAUGCGUUAUCAUUUGUUAAACCAAUGUAAAAAAUUUCCUAGGGAGUCGGGUGACCCUAGUCAAACAAUCCUUACCUUCCAACAAAAAAAAGAGGGUGAAGGGGUAUUUACUGCAGUUACUUUUGAUGCUGAAAUGUGUAGAAAAGCCCUUGCUAGGAUGAUAAUUGUUGAUGAGCUACCAUUCAAGUUUGUUGAGGGGGAGGGAUUUAGAUUCUAUAUGAGUAUUGUGCAACCUAGAUUUCCACUUCCGGGAAGGAUUACUGUUGCUAAGGACUGUUGGAAUCUCUAUAUUAGUGAGAAGAAUAGGUUGAAAACUGUGUUCAAGCAACCGAAUCAAUCUGUUUGUUUAACUACUGAUUGUUGGACUUCUGUGCAAAAUCUGAAUUAUAUGUGUCUCACUGCUCAUUACAUUGAUCAUGAUUGGAAAUUGCAAAAGAGGAUUAUUAAUUUUUGUCUUAUUAAAAACCACAAGGGAGAAACAAUUGGUAGAAAGAUUGAGAGAUGUCUUUUGGGGUGGGGGAUAUCUAGAGUGUUCACAAUUACUAUUGAUAACGCUAGUUCUAAUGAUACUGCAAUAUCUUACCUAAGAACCAGAAUGGAGGAUUGGAAUUUACAUCCUAUGAAAGGAGAGCAUUUGCAUGUUAGGUGUUGUGCACAUAUUCUUAAUCUUGUUGUUAAUGAUGGAUUGAAAGAGAUGCAUGAAUCUAUUAGCAAGAUAAGAAAUGCUAUUAGAUAUGUGCGUGCUUCCCCUAGUCGUAUGAAUAGGUUCAAAAACUUCAUUAAGGAAGCUAGGAUACAAGACAAGUGUACUGUCCAACUCGAUGUUCCCACUAGAUGGAACUCUACAUACACCAUGCUUGAAAGUGGUUUGAAGUUUCAAAAGGCGUUCAAGAGGCUAGGGGAGAGAGAUACAGAAUAUGCUCUAAUGCAAGGUGGUAUUCCGAGGAAUAUUGAUUGGGACAAUGCAAAACACUUUAUGGAAUUCUUGAAAAUUUUUCAUGAUGUUACAAAGAGUGUGUCUGGUAGUUUGCUUGUGACUUCUUCUCAAUAUUUUCAUGAGUUUUGUAAGAUUUUGCGUGUGUUCAAAGCUUCUUGUGGUAGUCGAGAUCCAUUACUUGGGAGUAUGGCUGAGAGGAUGAAGCUUAAGUAUGACAAGUACUGGGGUAACAUUAAAAAUAUCAACAUGAUGAUUUUUGUUGCUGUGAUUCUUGAUCCUAGAUACAAGUUGAAGUUUGUCAACUUUAGCUUUGAAAAGCUAUAUGAUAAGGAUGAUGCUGAUUUUUUGGGUGCAAAAGUGAAAGAAACCUUCUCCAAGAUGUUUGAAUGCUAUAUGAAUGCAAAUAAUGGGGGAAGAUCUUUUACUUCAACAACAAUGGAUGGUGCAUCAGAUGUGGGAGUACCUGAUGGCGACAUGGCUGGUGAUUUUUUUAAGGAGGUGCAUUUUCAUGAAAUCAUCAACAAGAAUGAGGUGGAUUUGUAUUUGAUGGAUGGUUUAGAGAAGCCUGGUGAUCAAAAUACUUUUGACAUAUUGAAUUGGUGGAAGGUAAAUUCUAGCAAGUAUCCUAUCUUAUCCCAAAUAGCUAGAGAUGUCUUAGCAAUGCCGGUCUCAACUGUUGCUUCAGAAUCAGCUUUUAGCACUGGUGGAAGAGUGCUUAACAACUAUAGGAGUUCUUUAACUCCAAAGACAGUUGAGGCAUUGAUAUGCACACAAAAUUGGCUUCGUGCUUCUCCAAUGACAAUUGAUUUUAAUGAGCUUAUUGAAGAGUUUGAGAAACUUGAAUUAGAAAUUGCACCAACCGGAGAAGAUGAGGAUGAGUCUGGUGUGGAUUCAGAUUAA